Molecule: messenger RNA, 5328 nt
Organism: Lathyrus sativus (Indian pea)
Lineage: Eukaryota; Viridiplantae; Streptophyta; Magnoliopsida; Fabales; Fabaceae
Source: the annotation of a GenBank genome assembly
AUGUCCUUCAAUCAAUCAAAGUCCGAUAAGAGUGACACUGCGUACCGACGCUCCGCCCGAUCCUCCAGCUUUAAUCAGCACCGAGGUAACUCCGGCGGUUCUUACGUUAAGGCCGGCACCGGCACGGCCGUGCCUUCUCCCGCACUAUCGUCUUCUCGGAGUUUUAAUAAGAAGUCUAAUAAUCAUGCACAAGGUGGGCAGCCUAGGGUAAACUCUACCCCGGCAAAUGCAAAUUCAGCUGAGUUAAAUUAUGCCUCUGUAGUCCGAGCAACACCAAAUGGUUCUCAUGUACAGCCACAAUUUCAUGGAGGGUCUGAUGCAUCAGUUACAAAUGCAACUACCAAGCCAUCUGAAACAUCAGCUGCUCAGACGAGUUCCAGGGUUGUUCCUAAAGCUCCUAUUUCUCAACCUCCCCCCACGAGUUCUGAUUCAGCAGCUCCUACGACCCCUGCUAAGGGAGAUGCAUCCAAAGCAUUCCCUUUCCAAUUUGGAUCUAUUAGUCCUGGCAUUAUGAAUGUGAUGACUAUUCCUGCUCGCACAAGCUCGGCCCCUCCUAAUAUAGAUGAGCAAAAGCGUGAUCAGGUUCGUCAUGAUUCUUCAAGACCCGUGCCUUCUGUGCCGACACCUCCUGUUCCAAAGCAGCUUCCUGUUCCUAAGCAGCUGCCAGCUAAUAAGGAUACAUGUGUCAUUGACCAAUCUAAGGGCGGGGAGAUUCAUACUGGUACAAGGGCAAAAAAGGAUACUCAAUUGUCACAUUUACCUCCACCAAGCUUGAUGCACAAGCCUUCUGUUAUUCCUAUGUCAAUGGCAAUGCCAUAUCACCAGUCACAUGCACCUGUGCACUUUGGUGUUCCUAAUCCCCAUAUUCAACCUCGAAGUAUGUCAACCACAUCUCUUCAGAUGCCUUUACCAAUUGGAAAUGCUGCGCAAAUGCAACACCAAGUAUUCGUUCCAAGUCAUCAAACCCAUCCUAUCCAUCCUCAAGGAAUCAUGCAUCAAGGCCAAAAUAUGGGUUUCACUCCUCAAAUUAGUCAUCAAAUGGCCCAUCAAUUAGGUAACAUUGGUAUGGGAAUCAACCCACAAUAUUCUCCUCAGCAAGGAGGAAAUUAUGCUGCUCCUCGUAAAACUACUACAGUGAAAAUAACUCACCCUGAUACCCAUGAAGAGCUUAGACUUGAUAAAAGGGCCAAUGCAUAUUCAGAUGGCGGGUCAUCUGGUGCUAGGCCUCAUUCUGGCAUCCCUUCUCAAUCUCCGCCUGUCCAGUCAUUUCCUGCUUCGCAUCCUAUCAGUUACUAUCAAUCCAAUUCUCCCUUUUAUCAAACUCCUAGCUCUCUUGCAUUAUCAAAUAGCCAGAUAACCCCCACUACCCAGCCACCAAGAUUAAGUUAUACAGUGAAUCGUGGUCCGCAAAAUGUUGGUUUCGCGACUUCAGCAUCUCACGGUUCCCUGCCUGUUAAUAAAACUGUCGCUUCUAUUUCUAGCAUUGUUGAACAACCUAAUCGGGAAUUUCCCCGUGAUGUGCCGAAUGCAAUCUCAUCAACUGUGUCAGGAGCCUCUUAUGUGUCUAUAAAGCCAAGUGGGUCUGGCGUUGUGAUCUCAUCAUUUUCCGAUUCAAUUUCUGGUGCUAAAAAAGAUGGAUCUCCUAAUUCCUUGGUAACAUCUAGUGAUGCCAGCGAUUCUGUGCCACCAAAACAGUCUGGCGCUUGUUCUGAAAUCUCUUCCCAACAAUCUACUGUUGCAUCUACUGAGAAGCUUACAUCAGCGUCCUUGUUGCCUUCUUCAUCUGCCUUGAGUAAGAAUAUGGUUUCAGAUGUAUCCAAAAACAAGGGCAGAAACAAGGAAUCUCUUAGCAGGUCAAAUUCUUUGAAGGAUAAUCAGAAGAAAAAACAGUUGCAGCAUCAGGUGGCUGUACAAUCUUCUGCCGUGGCCAAUGAACCUUCUGUAGCUGUUGAUGGUGGUACCUCUGUUUGUGUAGCUUCUGAAAUUGUAGGUACUAAAACAACACAUUCUGCAGCAAUUGCCUGUGACGAUUUAUCAGCAGCAGCUUCAGGCACGUUAUCAGCUGCCAGUGAGAGCCUACCUUCUGUGACACUUGAGGAAAAGACUAUUUGUUCUAGACAGGUCUCUGCUUGUGUUUCAGCUGAAGAACCUGUUACUCAAGCCGUUGUUAGUUUGAACAAUCAUAAUAGUGCUAAGGUAGAUGAAUUAUCCCAAGAGGAUAAACUAUUAAGACAGACCGUUUCAACUCUUCAGGGAUGUAAAAAUGUUAGUGACAGCGGGGAAGAAUUUAAUCAACUGAAACAUGGUGUUACAGAGUUAAACACUGAGGAUGUAACUUUAGAGACUGGACAGCAAGGGCAGGGUGGAUCUGUAAGUUACAUCACAGAAUGUGACAGGAUUGCUGAUAAUUUAAACGCGUCUGCCUCUACUGCACUGGAUUCUAAAGAAACAGCUUCAAAACAUUGCAAGGAUAGUUCAGAGGAUGCCAUUGCUGGCAGUGGCUCAGUGUCUCUUCCAGGUGCACCGAGUACUACGGACCGACCAAGUUCAGAGCCAAGUAAAGUGAAAGCUUCAUCAAAAGGAAAAAAGAAACUAAAAGAGGUUCUUCUGAAAGCAGACGCUGCUGGGAUGACAUUUGAUCUUUAUAACGCAUAUAAGCGACCCGAGGAAAAGAAAGAGGCUGUUGUCAGUUUGGAGAAUACUGGAUGUGUUUCUUCUGGAAAUUUGAAGCAGUUGCCCGUGGAUGCUUCUCAGCCAAAUGUAGUUGCAAAUGAACAAUGCAGGCAGAGUAAGGCUGAACUUGAGGACUGGGAGGAUGUCGCCGACAUGUCCACACCAAAACUAGAAGUAUCAAAUAAAACUCAACUGGUUAGCAACGAAAGUGCAGUUAAUGAAAAAAAAUACUCUCGAGAUUUUCUUUUGAAAUUUGCAGAGCAUUGCACUGAUCUUCCUGAAGGGUUUGAAAUCUCGGCAGACAUGGGGGCUUUGAUGACUCCCAAUGUUAGUUCUCAUGUUAUUGAACGUGAUUCACAUCCUUCUGCUGGAAGAAAUACAGAUAGGUCGGGUGGGAUGUCUCGGAUGGAUCGUCGUGGGAAUGGUGUUACUGAGGACGAUAAAUGGAGUAAAGCGUCUGGUGUUAUUGGUAGUGGAGGUAAUACAGGACUUAGACCUGGUCAAGUAGGCAAUUUUGGUGUUUUAAGGAAUCCACGCGCACAGGGAAUGCAAUAUGGAGGGAUUCUCUCUGGGCCAAUGCAAUCCAUGGUAAAUCAGGGAGGAAUGCAAAGAAAUAGCCCUGAUGGUGAAAGGUGGCAGCGUAGUGCUAGCUUCCAGCAGAGGGGUUUAAUUCCAUCUCCUUCUCAAUCUCCUUUGGUGACGAUGCACAAAGCUGAGAAGAAGUAUGAAGUUGGUAAAGUAACAGAUGAGGAACAGGCAAAGCAGAGACAGUUGAAGGGUAUAUUGAACAAGUUAACUCCACAGAAUUUUGAGAAACUUUUUGAGCAGGUAAAAGCAGUUAAUAUUGACAAUGCAGUCACUCUCACUGGUGUCAUCUCACAAAUCUUUGAGAAGGCAUUGAUGGAACCUACCUUCUGUGAAAUGUAUGCCAAUUUCUGUUUUCAUCUAGCAGCUGCAUUGCCUGAUCUCAGUCAAGACAAUGAAAAGAUAACAUUUAAGAGAUUAUUGUUAAACAAGUGCCAGGAAGAAUUUGAGAGGGGUGAAAGAGAGCAAGAAGAAGCUAAUCAAGCUGAUGAGGGUGAGGUGAAACAGUCUGACGAGGAAAGAGAAGCAAAACGAUCCAAGGCUAGAAGACGAAUGUUGGGUAAUAUCAGAUUAAUUGGAGAGCUAUAUAAGAAGAGAAUGCUGACAGAGAGGAUAAUGCACGAGUGUAUAAAAAAGUUACUGGGUCAGUGUCAGAAUCCUGAUGAAGAAGAUAUUGAAGCUUUAUGCAAACUGAUGAGUACUAUUGGGGAGAUGAUUGAUCACCCCAAAGCCAAGGAACAUAUGGAUGUAUAUUUUGAAAGGAUUAAAUUACUAUCAAACAACAUGAGUUUAUCUUCUAGGGUGAGGUUCAUGUUGAAGGAUACCAUUGAUUUAAGAAAGAAUAGAUGGCAACAAAGGAGAAAAGUUGAAGGUCCAAAGAAGAUUGAAGAGGUGCACCGAGAUGCUACCCAAGAGAGGCAAUCCCAAGCCAGUAGGCUGGGUCGUGGUAUGGGUAUUAGUGCAGCAAGAAAAGUCCCUAUGGAUUUUGGUUCAAGAGGUUCAUCUAUAUUAUCCCCUCCUAAUCCUCAGAUGGGUGGAUUGCCUACUCAAGUUCGUGGGUAUGGUUCUCAGGAUGUUCGUGGGUAUGAAAGGCAAUCUUACGAGGCUAGGACACUGUCUAUUCCCUUGCCUCAAAGGCCUUUAGCUGAUGAGUCAAUAAACUUGGGACCCCAAGGUGGUUUGGCUAGAGGAAUGUCCAUCAGAGGUUCUCCUGCAGUUUCAAGUUCUACGGGUCUUAAUGGUUAUAGUAAUUUAUCUGAACAGGCUUCAUACAAUUCUAGGGAGGACCACCCUCCAAGAUAUGUUCCGGAUAGAUUUUCUGGUCCAAAUGCUCAUGAUCAAUCAAGUGUUCCAGAGCAGAAUAUGAAUUAUAGUAACAGGGACUUGAUAAAUGUAAAUAAUAGCAUUCUUGAUAAACCUGUUUCAAAUCAACCACCUGCCCAAGCACAAGAGAUAUCAGGCUCCCAUAAUACCUCUUCAGAAAAGGGUUUGUCAGAAGAGCGACUACAGAACAUGUCCAUGGCAGCAAUCAGAGAAUACUAUAGUGCUAGAGAUGUGGACGAAGUUGUUUUGUGUGUCAAAGAUCUGAAUUGUCCAAGCUUUCAUCCUUCCAUGGUUUCUGUCUGGGUCACAGACUCAUUUGAAAGAAAGGACAUACAUCGAAAUCUUUUAGCCAAACUGCUGAUCGACCUUGUGAAACUUCAUGGUGGCACCUUAAGUCAAGCCCAGCUCAUUAAAGGGUUUGAAUCUGUUCUAAGUACUUUUGAAGAGGUGGUUACAGAUGCCCCCAAAGCACCGGAGUUUCUUGGCCGCAUUUUCGCUAAAGCUAUAACAGAGCAUGUAGUCUCUUUGAAGGAGAUUGGGCGGUUAAUACACGACGGCGGAGAAGAACCAGGACGGCUCUUACAAAUUGGACUUGCAGCUGAUGUUCUUGGAAGCACAUUAGAAGUGAUACAAAGCGAGAAGGGUGAUGCCUUUUUGACCGAGAUCCAGACAAGCUCCAAUUUGCAAUUGCAUACUUUCCAGCCACCAGGACCGACCAAAUCACGAAAACUAGAUAAAUUUAUUUAG